CCUCGGCAGUCUCCAUCCUCCGUCACCUCCACGAGAGAAGCGUCCGUCAGCAGCGACACGAACCCGGGUCUGAUCCACACCGCUGUCCCGCUCCUCGUCUGGAAGCUAUGGAGGCUGCGUCCUGCUCAUCCAGCAGAUACAGUUAUGAGGAGUACAAAGAGACCGCAGAGUGGCUGAGGGACCACACGGAGCAGCGGCCUAGAGUGGCCAUCAUCUGUGGCUCAGGCCUGGGCAGUCUGGCCGAUCUGCUGCAAAACAAGACUGUCUUCCAUUAUAAGGACAUCCCUCAUUUCCCCAUUAGCACCGUACCGGGUCAUGCCGGUCAGCUGGUGUUCGGGAGUCUGCAGGGCUGCGACUGCGUCUGUAUGCAGGGUCGAUUCCACUUCUACGAGGGCUACGACAUACAAACGGUGACGUUCCCAGUGCGAGUCUUCCACCUGCUGGGUGUGGACACCCUGAUUGUGACAAAUGCUUGCGGUGGACUCAACUCCACCUACAGCGUGGGAGACAUCAUGCUCAUUAAGGAUCACAUCAACAUGCCGGGCUUUGCAGGGCAGAACCCUCUCUGUGGCCCCAAUGAUAAGAGGUUUGGAGAACGUUUCCCUUGCAUGUCCGAUGCAUAUGACCGAGAGUUGAUGGCUCUGGCCAAGCAAACAGCAGCGGAGCAGGGCUGCGACAGCUUCCUGCAGGAGGGAGUUUACUGCAUGGUGGUUGGGCCGUCAUUUGAGACCAUUGCAGAGUGCAGAGCUCUGAGGACGCUGGGCGCUGACACUGUGGGUAUGAGCACAGUCCCCGAGGUAGUGGUGGCUCGUCAUUGCGGCUUGCGUGUCCUGGGUCUGUCCCUCGUCACCAACAUUGCCGUGACAGAUUAUGACAGCCAUGAGAAGGCAAACCACGAGGAGGUGCUGAAGACCACCCAGUAUCGAGCCCAGGACCUGGAGAGGCUCGUCACCCACAUCAUCGCCAAGAUCUAGGGCUGUUGGCACCAAACAAAAAGAGCUUGGGGGAUAGUGGUGGAUAUACUGUAGCUUUGAAUGAAAGAUUUAAAUGUGUGUGCAGAUGGUGAGAUGUACAUGUUGGGAUGAACAGGUUGAUAUUUAUUGUAUCACAGGGUAAUGAUGGGACUGAGGGAGAAGCUAGUGACCAUAGAGGAGCCAGUUAGCCAUUGUUCUACAUGUCUUAAGAAAAAGUAAGGUUUGCUUUUAUUCGUUUGGUCCAGUCAGUAAAAAAUGUGCUGACCAUCAGUAAUUCAGACCAUUUGAACAGUUAAAUAGAAAGUAAAACCAACAAAGGGUGUUUCACAGACAGACCACACCAAGCCUUGAUUUUGCCUGUGGUCGCCAUGGUGAGAACUGUACUCUGCCGCGGCUUUAACCACACAUGACAAUUACAACACGUGUCUGCAGCACCUUUAAUGUGACUCAUGAGGUGUUGACACCAUCUAUCCAUUAUCCAUACCCCUUAUCCAGGUUGCACCGGGGGUAAUCCCAGCAUGCAUAGGGUGAGAGGCGGGGUGCAUCCUGGACAGGGUGGUGUGCGGAGGCAGAGAUUUCCAGAGCAGCUAAAAGGCUCCGGGCUCCCAUAGUGUUGAAUUUAAAUGUAUAGACUGACAGAGGAAUGCAGCCGAGGGAGAGCUUAGGGCUAAGAAGGAGGUGAAGAGAGGGAGGAGGUCUGAUAGGUGUGGGGGAGUAUUGGCAUUUUGUCCACUGCCAUCUUAGUUUUUUGAUUUAUGUUUGCAGGAGCAGGGGGUGGAGCCUGACUGAGCGCUCGAGGUCACUGCACGUCACUGUCAAUCACAAGGUUUCCACACCCUAAUCCAUAAGGUGCUCAAUCGUCUAUUUGACUCUAAAUCGACCACGUGAGAGAAAACAGGUUUCAAGCACUUCUGCAUCAGCUUCACUUUCCAGAACCAAAGUUAACGUGCAUUUUUAUGUUGAAUAUGAAGGUUUGAGGGGUCAGAUUUGGUGCAGAGUUUAUUGAGGUGUCAGUAAAAGUGAGUUUCUGCUCUUGACAUGUUAGCAGGCAUCGUUUAAUCAUGUAGAGACGUGAAUCAACAUAUGAGAAGCUAAUUGGC
Messenger RNA from Paralichthys olivaceus (Japanese flounder), 2074 nucleotides. It is a transcript of the gene pnp6, whose product is annotated as purine nucleoside phosphorylase 6. Gene Ontology annotation, cellular component: cytoplasm. Gene Ontology annotation, biological process: nucleoside metabolic process. Lineage: Eukaryota; Metazoa; Chordata; Actinopteri; Pleuronectiformes; Paralichthyidae. The record is from RefSeq and is a predicted model, not a curated record. Gene Ontology annotation, molecular function: purine-nucleoside phosphorylase activity.